This is a messenger RNA of Drosophila persimilis, 604 nucleotides long. RefSeq names its product homeobox protein 13-like. The record is from RefSeq and is a predicted model, not a curated record. The coding region runs from base 1 to 558 and encodes 185 amino acids. NCBI's taxonomy places the organism in Eukaryota, Metazoa, Arthropoda, Insecta, Diptera, Drosophilidae. The transcript is spliced from 2 exons.
AUGGGCAAAGGCUGCUGGCCGAAGCUCCGUGUCCUUGGCGCAAAAUUUCGCAAACUAACAAGACACAUCAGACAGCAGGAACAGCAGGAGAAGGAGGAGAAACAGCUGGAGUUGGAGCAUCAGGAACCAGAGCAGCAGCAGCAGGAACCAAAAACAACAGCAGAAUCACGGCCGCGAUCAAAAGCCGAAAUCAAGCUCCAGCAGCACCCGCAGCAACAGUUCCAGGCGCAGCGUAGGGCACGGCCAUCGGUUCUACUGAAGCCGCAGUAUGCCUGCUUCCUGCAGAACGAGACAAAGCUGAAACAGCCACCGCCUGCGAUUGCAUUCAAGCCCAGGAAGGCGGCCUCCUUCUCAAUAGGAAACCAUCAUCAGCAGAGUAAUUAUGAAAUACCCGCUAGCAGAAACAGAACCACAGCCGCCAGGAGUGGAAGCCAGUGCAGCAGCGAUGCCACACAGUCGCGUCGUCGCCCGAGUCUGCCGUCAUCGCUAGCUUUACCCAAUGCCAGUACAGCCCUGCUCCAGGCACGCAUACCGGGCACCACGCUCUACUAUGUCUGAACCAAAAGCGAAUCGACAGAAACCAGAACCAAAAAAAAACUCAACA